Messenger RNA from Adineta ricciae, 3204 nucleotides. NCBI's taxonomy places the organism in Eukaryota, Metazoa, Rotifera, Eurotatoria, Adinetida, Adinetidae. The record is from the annotation of a GenBank genome assembly.
AUGCUCGUCGUGUCAUUGUCAGAGACAAUCUCAUUAGUCAUCAUCCUUAUUUUGAUUGUCUACGAAAUCGACAAUGGUGAUUGCAAUCAGGAUGAUAAUUACCAUAAUUAUCCACCGAAGUUUCGUGCUCCACAUAGUCCAUCUUACGAGUAUAUCUACAUACCAGGAGAUAUUUUACUUGGUGGCUUUUUUCCAAUUCAUCAACCACCAUCGAACGAUUUGGGAUCUAUGCAAUGUACAGCGAUUAAACGAGAACGCGGUAUUCAACGUCUCGAAGCGAUGCUAUUCGCUCUCGAUGUAGUCAAUACUCGAUCGUCAGGUUUAAUGUCAACCGUACUUGCUAAUAGUAAUAUUCGUUUCGGUGCCCUUAUCUACGAUUCCUGUGAUUACGAAUCCUAUGCUGUUGAACGUGCCUUCAAUAUGCUCUUGCCAUCGGUUCAUCAGUGCAUUCGAUUGCAUCAUCGUAAUGAAUCGUCAUUGAUAGCUGGUGUUAUUGGCAGUGCAUCAAGUAUUGUCUCAAUGGCAAUUGCUGAUAUUCUUCGUUUAGCUGAGAUUCCACAAAUAUCUUAUGCAUCAACAAGUACAGAAUUGAGUGAAAAACCACGUUUCCAGUUUUUUUCUCGGGUUGUACCACCGGACACAUAUCAAGCUGAAGCUGUAGUCAGUAUUAUUCAGUUCCUCAACUGGACGUAUGUUGCUGUUAUUAAAGAAACUGGCUCCUACGGUGAACGUUUGACUGAUGAUUUUAAGACAAAACUAAAAAAUAAAACUAUAUGUGUCGCAGGAGAAUUAUCUGUUAAUGUUAAAGAUGCCAAUACUUAUGUGCGUGUCAUUCGCGAACUCUACGAAGAUGAAAAAUAUCGUUUCGUUGUUGGAGUUAUCAUUUUUGCUCAAGAAGAUUCUGUUAGACAAAUACUCAAUCAGACAGCUUCGAAAAAUGAAUUAAAUGGUCGAUGGGUUUUUCUCGGAACGGACGGUUGGGGAAAGAAAUGGUACCCCGUAGAAAAUUUUGGACGUGCAGCUAUUAAUGCUAUAACUAUCGCACCAAAAUUAUAUCCUAUAGCUGCCUUCGAUGAAUAUUUCACCAAGUUGAUUCCGUCGAAGAACACACGAAAUCCCUGGUUUAUUGAAUAUUGGGAAGAAACCUAUAAAUGUAAAUUCCAACAUUCUCCCAGCACAAUCUUCAAUCAAAACUAUACACGUUCUUGUUCCGAUAAUUACAGUACAUAUGCGAAUUUAUCGGUUCACUAUUUUCAAGAAGGUUACGUUCAUUACGUCGUCGAUGCGGUGUUUACUCUUGUAAUCGCGAUCAAGAAACUAAUUGAUGAAAAAUGUUCCAAUCCAUCCAGACACAAACCUUUAUGUAAAGAAUUUUAUCCAUUCGAUGGCACGAGACUACUUUCAGUUUUACGAAAUGUUACCUUUCGAAAUGAUUUAUCCAAACGAAGUAUCAAGUUUACACCGAAUGGCGAUGGAAUCGGAACAUAUGAUAUAUUUCAAUAUCAAAUUAUUGAUUCGAAUAAUAAACUGAAUUACCGAACAAUUGGUGAAUUUAGUGAUAGUGAUCAAGUUAAUGAAAGAGUUCGGAUAGAUUUAAACACGCUGAAAUGGUUUAAAUAUUAUCCACAACAUUUAACUUGGUCAGAAAUUGAUGUCACACCUCGAUCAUUUUGCAGUGAACCAUGUCGUCCGGGUGAAAUACGCACCAGUACCGAUUCUCAACAAUGCUGUUGGACGUGUCGUGCAUGCGAUUUUUAUCACAUCGCUGUCAAUGAAACUCUGUGUAUUCCAUGUGCUGAAACCGAAAUUCCCAAUACAAACUUUACGCAUUGUGUUCCAUUACAAGAACAGUACUUAUCCAUCAAAAAUGGCAUAGCGUGGCCAGCAAUUAUCCUUUCAUCGAUUGGUCUUCUCAUGACAAUUUAUACAAUUGUUAUCUUCAUACGUUUUUCUGAUACACCAGUUAUUAAAGCAUCGUCGCGUGAAUUGAGUUAUUUUCUUCUAUUCGGUAUUUGUGCAUGUCAUCUAUGUGCCUGGCCGCUUGUUCUUAAACCAACUGCAAUAACGUGUUUUUUCAUUCGUAUUGGUGUUGGAUUGAGUUUAACAAUAUGUCUUGCCGCAUUGUUAACAAAAACGAAUCGUUUAGCACGAAUUUUCAACAAUAAGCAACGCGUUCAACAGCCAUCAUGUCUUUCUCCACGUUCUCAACUAGGCAUCUGUGCUGGCAUUGUUAGUAUUCAGUUGAUCGGCGUUCUCCUAUGGAUAGUUCUGUCUCCGCCUGCUGCUCUUCCAAAAACUGAAUCGAAGCAUAAUCAAAGAAGUUUACUUGUUCUUUGUCGAACCGAUAGUGUUCACAUUGCUGGUUCACUUGUCUACAAUAUGUUACUCGUCAUCUCAUGUACACUUUAUGCAAUCAAAACUCGACAAAUACCUGAAAAUUUCAAUGAAGCCAAACACAUUGGUUUUGCCAUGUAUUCUAUAUGUAUCAUUUGGUUAGCUUUCAUCCCGAUCUUCUUCGGCCUUCGAAGCAGUGAUAAUUGGUUUCGUAUCCAAUUCGUUACUCUUGCUAUUUGUUUAAGUCUAUCAGCGACUGUUAUACUUCUAUGUUUGUUCGCACCGAAAUUAUACAUUGUUCUUUUUGAUCCGUCCAAGAAUAUUCAGUCAAAAUUCAAAGCCUCCAUGACAGGAAAGAAGCUUCCUCCGAUCUCAGCAGCAGCACCAUCAUCAGCAGCAGCGACAAGUCAAUCGAAAGAAAAUAAUCAUGUUAACAAAGUAGUAGUAACAACAACUGCGAAUACACGUCAACGACGAUUGACACCAUCGGAAUAUACAACUGAAGUGACGUUUUGCAAUUCCAAAGCAGGAAGUUUCUCUAUGAGUAUUCACGAAGAAAUGACGCAAACUGAUAGUUGUAAUGAACAAAGGGCGUUAAUCAAUGGUAUAUGCACAGAUAUGGAUCGACAAGAAACGCCUCCGAAGGAUGAUGAAAAAACGGAUUUAAUAGCGAAACCCAAACAAAGAUUAAGUGUCAGUUAUUUACAAUGUUCAUCGAGUCGACGCAAUUCGACAAGUCUAUUACUAUCCAAUGAAAAUCCAUGGAAAAGAAUGAGUAAUGUUCGAUAUAGACUUGAAAAACCAGAUGAAACAAAGCAAGAUUCAUCGAAUUCGCGACAUGUCUGCGAACAACAUAUCACCUUCGUUUAG